Messenger RNA from Zonotrichia albicollis (white-throated sparrow), 2155 nucleotides. It is a transcript of the gene SCFD1, whose product is annotated as sec1 family domain containing 1. The record is from RefSeq and is a predicted model, not a curated record. Gene Ontology annotation, biological process: vesicle-mediated transport. NCBI's taxonomy places the organism in Eukaryota, Metazoa, Chordata, Aves, Passeriformes, Passerellidae.
CGCCACGUGUCGCGGCGGCUGCGCAGGCGGCGGUGGGGCGGCGCGGCCGGGCCGGCGGCGCGGGAAGAUGGCGGCCGGGAUCCGGGAGAAGCAGACAGUGGCUUUGAAACGUAUGCUGAACUUCAAUGUUCCUCCAGUUAAAAACAGCACAGGAGAACCAGUAUGGAAGGUUCUCAUUUAUGACAGAUUUGGCCAAGAUAUCAUCUCACCUUUGCUGUCAGUGAAAGAGCUGAGGGAUAUGGGGAUCACUUUGCAUCUGCUUUUGCAUUCAGAUCGGGAUGCUAUUCCUGAUGUUCCAGCUGUUUACUUUGUAAUGCCAACAGAAGAAAAUAUUGACAGAAUGUGCCAGGAUCUUCGAAACCAGCUUUAUGAGUCUUACUAUUUAAACUUCAUUUCUGCCAUUUCAAGAAGUAAACUGGAAGAUAUUGCAAAUGCUGCUAUAGGUGCUAAUGCAGUGACUCAAGUGGCUAAGGUGUUUGAUCAAUAUCUUAAUUUUAUUACUUUAGAAGAUGAUAUGUUUGUAUUGUGUAACCAAAACAAAGAACUUGUUUCAUACCGUGCCAUUAACCGACCAGAUAUAACAGACACAGAAAUGGAAACUAUAAUGGACACUAUUGUUGAUAGUCUCUUCUGUUUUUUUGUUACACUUGGGGCAAUACCUAUAAUCAGAUGCUCAAGAGGAACUGCAGCUGAAAUGGUGGCAGUGAAACUGGAUAAGAAGCUCAGAGAGAAUCUAAGAGAUGCCAGAAACAGUCUUUUUACAGGUGACACACUUGGAGCUGGCCAAUUCAGCUUCCAAAGGCCCUUAUUAGUCCUUGUUGACAGAAACAUAGAUUUAGCAACUCCUCUACAUCAUACUUGGACAUACCAAGCUUUAGUGCAUGAUGUUCUGGAUUUCCAUUUGAAUAGAGUUAACUUGGAGGAAUCAGCAGGAACAGAAAGCACUCCAGCAGGUGCAAGACCUAAGAAAAAAAAUAAGAAGUCCUAUGAUUUAACUACAUCUGAUAAAUUCUGGCAAAAGCAUAAGGGCAGUCCUUUUCCAGAGGUGGCCGAGUCUGUUCAGCAAGAACUGGAAUCUUACAGAGCCCAAGAAGAUGAAGUCAAAAGACUUAAAAGUAUCAUGGGCAUUGAAGGGGAGGAUGAAGGAGCAAUAAGUAUGCUUUCAGAUAAUACAGCUAAGCUAACUUCAGCUGUCAGCUCUCUUCCAGAACUUCUGGAAAAGAAGAGGCUCAUUGAUCUUCAUACAAAUGUUGCAACAGCCGUUUUGGAGCACAUAAAGAGUCGAAAGCUGGAUGUGUAUUUUGAAUAUGAGGAAAAAAUAAUGAGCAAAUCCACUCUGGAUAAAUCUCUUCUGGACAUGAUUUCUGACCCAGAUGCAGGAACUCCUGAAGACAAAAUGCGAUUAUUUCUCAUCUAUUACAUAAGCUCAGCUCAGGCACCUUCAGAGAUUGACUUGGAACAGUAUAAAAAAGCAUUGAUGGAUGCAGGUUGUAAUCUUGCUCCCUUGAGCUACAUAAAACAAUGGAAAGCUUUCACUAAGAUGGCUUCAGCUCCAACCAGCUAUGGAAACGCUACACCUAAACCUUUGGGUCUGUUUUCACGUGUUAUGAAUACAGGAUCACAGUUUGUAAUGGAAGGAGUGAAGAACUUGGUACUGAAGCAACAAAAUCUGCCAGUCACACGUAUUUUGGACAACCUUAUGGAGAUGAAGUCAAACCCUGAGACAGAUGACUACCGGUACUUUGACCCCAAGAUGCUGCGAGGCAGUGACAGUUCAGUUCCAAGAAAUAAAAAUCCAUUCCAGGAGGCCAUAGUGUUUGUAGUUGGAGGAGGCAACUAUAUUGAAUAUCAAAAUCUUAUUGACUACAUAAAGGGUAAACAAGGCAAACAUGUGCUCUAUGGCUGCAGUGAACUUUUUAAUGCCACACAGUUUAUAAAACAGCUGUCCCAACUUGGCCAGAAAUAAAACUGAAACACCAUUACCUGGAUGGAAAUGUGACAACAGAGAAUUGUUACAACAUUCAGAUAUCUUCAUAUCUUUAUUUUUGUCAUUAUAUUAAAACUUUAACCCAUUUCAUUAAUAUGAUAACUUUUAAAAAAAAUCUGUAAUUAAUACGGUGUAUAUCAGCAUUUCAGAAAUAAAACUUAAAACCUA